AUGGCGACCCGAUGUCUUACACGCAGAUGUGCUGGGCUUACCUCCGCUCCUCCUACAUCAGUUGUCCAAGGAUUUAUAAAGACAGCCACGACAGCUCGACCAUUCCAUCAAAACACCCCGCGUCCGAUCUUCGACUUCCUCGCUCCACGUUUGGGUGCUCCCUUCCAGUCAUAUGUUCUCAAGCGGAAUAGGAUAUCAAGGGACUCUAUUAGGUAUUUCUCGAAUACUGUGGUACGGAAAGCUACUGUCACUACAUUCAAUCCGCGAAAAAACGAUGAUGGGACAGAGCAGAAGAUUGAAAUUACACCCCGGGCUGCAGAUCGUCUACAACAACUGCGCAAAAAAGAGAACAACCCCAAUCUCGCUCUCCGGGUCGAAGUCCAAUCGGGGGGCUGCCACGGCUUCCAAUAUGUAAUGUCUUUAUGCGAUCUCCCAGCCAAUAUCUCUCGAGAUCUUUUCUCCAAAGACCCUGUCCAAUCCGAAUCUUUUUCCUCUUCCAGUACCUCAUCCACAGAUUCAAAUGCCAUGCCUACUUCAUCUAGCUCUUCGAAGUCAAAUACCUCAGCCACAAUGGAUCUUCGCGAAGAUGAUACAGUAUUCAGCUACAUUAGCGAUCAUUUACAUGCCAACGUCGUUAUGGAUGUCUUUAGUCUUGACGCCUUGAAAGGUAGUAAAAUAGAUUACGAAGUCAAGUUGAUCGGUGCCGAAUUCAAGAUUAUUGACAAUCCUGCCGCCACUAGUAGUUGUGGUUGCGGAACAAGUUUUGACAUCAAGUUUUGA
Messenger RNA from Sclerotinia sclerotiorum 1980 UF-70, 780 nucleotides. RefSeq lists its product as hypothetical. Gene Ontology annotation, molecular function: 4 iron, 4 sulfur cluster binding; iron ion binding; 2 iron, 2 sulfur cluster binding. Lineage: Eukaryota; Fungi; Ascomycota; Leotiomycetes; Helotiales; Sclerotiniaceae. The transcript is spliced from 2 exons. Bases 1 to 780 code for a protein of 259 amino acids. Gene Ontology annotation, cellular component: mitochondrion. The record is from RefSeq and is a predicted model, not a curated record. Gene Ontology annotation, biological process: iron-sulfur cluster assembly.